This is a messenger RNA of Calliphora vicina (urban bluebottle blowfly), 2343 nucleotides long. It is a transcript of the gene jef, whose product is annotated as major facilitator superfamily domain-containing protein 6 jef. The record is from RefSeq and is a predicted model, not a curated record. Lineage: Eukaryota; Metazoa; Arthropoda; Insecta; Diptera; Calliphoridae. The coding region runs from base 1 to 2316 and encodes 771 amino acids. The transcript is spliced from 6 exons. Gene Ontology annotation, cellular component: membrane.
AUGAGUCAAUUUGGAGGAGGUGCAAAUCCCUUUGGGGCACCCUCGGGGAUGGGUGGCGGUAAUCCCUAUGAACAGCAACAACAGCCCAGCUAUAGUUACGAUCAAACCGCAAGUUAUGGACAAGAUGCCAGUUAUGGGCAAGAUACAAGCUAUGGACAAGAUGCUGGUUAUGCUCAAAGUACAGGUGGCAUGCCAGGACAGCAGCCCUUUGUAGCCAGACCUCGGGUAGAUGUGGAUGCUGAGGGAGAAGUUGAUCCAACACUUUACCCCGAACCCAAGGAGGGUACCCACAAAAUUCGUGGCCAUUCGGAUAUUAUUGAAAUGCUAUUCGGCCCCACCGAAUACGAAUUAAUACCCGUUAAGGGUUUUUAUUUUUUCUUUUAUGCCGCCUUUGGUUCUCUGUUUCCCUUGAUGGGUGUUUAUUUCAAACAAAUGGGCAUGAAUCCCGGCCAGUGUGGCAUACUUAUAGGCAUGCGUCCAUUUGUGGAAUUUUUAUCGGCUCCCUUUUGGGGUUCCUAUGCGGAUAGAUGCCGUCGCGGUAAAGUUUUAUUGUUGGGCUCUUUAGCUUGCUGGGUUUUGUUUACCAUACCUUUGAGCUUUAUCAAGCCGGAACCGGUGAAAUGUUUAGAGCGCAACCAAACAGAUUUCGUGUUAACAUAUACGCGCACCAAACGUGAUUUGUCUGCAUUUAAUUCAUCCGAAUUGAAGGACGAUAGUGGAGAAGUUUUAGAUAAUCACGCUGCCCUUGUUGGUUUAAAUAGCAUGCCUGCUAAUGAAGUCGCUGAAGAGUCGCAUAGAAGACGCAAACGCUCCUUUAUACCUCAUAUUGAUGCUGGUAUCUCCCCCAUACACAUUAAUUUCGUUAGCAAUUAUGAUGAGAAACAACACAGUGACUAUGUAACUCCCAUAUUUUCCAGUAUGGUCUAUAGGACACCGGACAUCCAAAAAGCUUUCUUCCUUUUGCUAUUGGUCAUUUUAAUUGGAGAAUUUUUCAGUGCCCCUGCUGUAACCCUGGCCGACUCGGCCGUUAUAACUCUUCUGGGAGACGAUGCGGAUAAAUAUGGCCACCAACGUAUGUUCGGCUCAUUGGGCUGGGGUAUUUCUAUGUUUGUUGUGGGCAUUGUUUUGGAUCAUUCCACCUCGUUCUCUCAUCAUCCCUGCGGUGCUGGUCAUAUGGAGAAGAACUAUAAUGUGUGUUUUGCCAUAUUCACGGUUCUCAUGACGGGCGCUAUAAUCUGCGCUUCCAAAAUUACCUUUAAAUAUGAGCCCAUUGAAUUGGAAACCCAAAAUCCAGAGGAUGUUAUUGAUCCCAAUAAGAAGGCCGAGGAGGAGUCUAUGAAUCAGUUGGCGGCACAACUAAAUUUGCCUUCAUUAGCUGUGGGUGCUGGAUCUACGGGUCCCACUACCGCCAGCGGUGGUUUCUUAGGUGGAGGCACUGGUGGACCUAAACCUCAAAUUGGUGCCGAAUCGAAAUUGUUUGCUCAAACCACCAAGGAAUUACCCGAAUGGAUGACAGUGUUUACUUAUUUCAAGGACAUAAAGACAGCCUCAUUCUUAUUUGUUGCCUGGUAUAUGGGCUUUGGCAUUGGCUUGAUAUUCACUUUCUUGUUCUGGCAUUUGCAAGACUUUGGCGGUACUCCCACAUUGUUUGGCGUGGCCUCGGUCAUCAAUCAUGUUUCGGAAAUUUUCGCCUAUUUCUUUAGUUUCCGUUUAAUCACCCAAAUUGGUCAUGUGAAGGUGUUGUGUUUGGGUUUGAUGGGCAAUGUAUUGCGUUUCCUGUAUAUAUCCUACAUAAGUAAUCCCUGGAUGGUGUUGCCUUUUGAAUUGAUGCAGGGUAUAACUCAUGCUGCCGUUUGGGCUGCCUCCUGUUCGUAUAUAGCUCAUAAUACACCCAAGCAUUUGAGAGCCUCGGCUCAGGGCGUUUUACAGGGCAUACAUCAUGGUUUGGGACGUGGAUGUGGUGCGAUUAUUGGUGGUAUGUUUGUGACAUACUAUGGCACCACGAAUACCUUCCGUUGGUAUGGCAUCUGCUGUCUGUUUGUGUUGGGUCUGUUUAUAUUCGUGAACUUUUAUCGCAAGGAGCAAGGUUUUAUCUCGGAUAUACCCGUAACAGAAGAUCCUCAUCAGGUGGCUGAAGAGACCUCCCAUUUGGCUCCUCAUGGUGUGCCCAGUAAUCCUAUACCUCGCGCUUUGUCCAAUACGCGACUCAAUGAAAUGAAUCCCAAUGGCGGCACUGGCAAUACAUAUGGUACUUAUCAGACCAGUGGUGGUAAUCUGGAUAUACCCGGUGCCAGUAAUCCAUUUGGUACCCAAUAAGAGUAUUAAACAGGUAAUCUUUAGUUC